GAACCUGAGCUGCGUUGGGCCACUCAGCCGUAUGCGGUGCGGCCCAACGAGGGCGAUACGAACAAGGCACGUGUGGAGCCCUCGCACACUACCGUUCUGCUGUUUCCAGGCCAGGGCUCGCAACAUGUUGGAAUGGGCAAGAAACUAAUGCAUCUGCCCCCAGUAAGAGAACUCUACGAAUUAGCCUCUAGCAUUGUUGGAUGGGAUGUGGCUCGAGUUUGCACUGAGGGACCUGAAGAAGAACUGAGUCGACACUGUCAGAUCGCCACGUUGGUGACGUCACUAGCGUCCCUCGAACGACUGCGAGACGAGCGACCCUCCGCGCUCGAGCGAGUUCGAGCCGCCGCCGGCUUCUCGCUCGGCGAAAUCACGGCGCUCACUUUCGCGGGAGCGCUCACACUCGAGGGCGCGCUGCGGCUGGUCGACAUCCGCGCGGCCGCCAUGCGCGCCUGCAGCCAAGAGCGUCGCGGCGGCAUGCUCACCGUCUGGCUCGGCGCAGACGCCAACCUGUCGCAUGCGCUGCUGCGGGCCAGAGAGCACGCGGCCGAGUGCGGCGUGGCGGCGCCCGUGUGCCGCGUCGCCAACUACCUGUACCCGGGCUGCAAGGUGGUGGCGGGCGACGAGGAGGCGCUGCGGUUCGUGGAGCGGCGCGGGCCCGAGUUCGGCGUGCGCAGGGCGGCGCGGGUGCGGGUGGAGGGCGCGUUCCACACGGAGCUGAUGGCGCGCGCGGAGGACGCGGUGCGGGCGGCGCUGCACGUGCUGCAGGUGGCGGAGCCGCGGGUGCGCGUGGUGUCGGCCGUGGACGCGCGCCCGUACCGCGACGCGAGGCACGUGCGGGCGCAGCUGGCGCGGCACGUGACGCGGCCUGUGCGCUGGGAGCAGACGCUGCACGUGCUGUACGCGCGGCCGCGGGACCAGCACGUGCCGCUGACGGUCACGUUGGGUCCGGCGGCCGCGCUGCGCUCCACGCUGCGACAGGUCAACGCCCGUGCGUGGGACAGCUCGCUACAAAUUCAAGUGUGAACCCUGUACUGUUCGAUCGCGUCGGUGUUAAAUGUAUAGAAGCACUAGCUGAUACAAUUGUAAUUACAUUUCAUAAAUGUGCGGAUCGGCUCCAAUGAAUGGAGUUUGCUGUUUAAGUGUGAUAGUCAUUGAAUAUAAAAUAAAGUAGAAGAGGUAAAUAAACGCAUCUCUUACAAUAAUGAAAACGCAUACAUUAGAGACGGCCGAGUAGUCGUGUAGUGCCCGGCGGUGCCCGGCGUGUUUGGCAAUUUGUUUUGAUCCGCGCACCCGCACGAACAACUCGGUUCAAAUAACGAGAAUACUCUGUUUUAAUAAAAUAUCAAUUCGAGCGAAAUAAUGAAAAUUAAAAUUAAACAGACUUGUUUAUAAAAUAACAAAAAAUGUUUAAUAAUCUUAAAGGAGAAUGAGAAAUAAGAAUUAUCAAUUUCAAACAUAAGUAGUUAAAUUAAUACAAUUAAAAUUUAUCAAAGGUAAAUGAUGCAGGAAAACUAGACCCUCAGCGCGUUCUGGUAAGAGUCCGUCUCGUCUUUGUAAACGUUGCCUGCUUCGGUAAAUACGCGCUUGCCGAACACAGCGCUAGCAAGUGCACAUAGGGUAGACACAAACAUGCCAUCUUUGGAUACCUUGUUGGAAAGGACUCUUAAUCCCGUGACACCGAAGCUUCUUGUGCAUAUCGGUCCAAUAGGCAUGAUGACAGUAGUCAAGUAUCGCCCAAAUAUUAAAUUGAUCUACUGAAACAGGAUUCAAGGAUUUUGAAAAAUGUAUUUAUUUUCAUAUUAAUGACGAGAUUGAUGAUUUAUUUGUUAAAAUAUAUCUACAAAAUACUACAGUCAGCCAUGAUAGCUUAAACACCAAUCAGAGUGAAUUACGUCACGCCUUAAUAAACGUCAUCUUGUUUCGUUUGAGCUUACGCGCGAUCACUGCAAUUUUAACAAAAAAACUAUUGUUUUCGCUUUACCUGUCGCUAAAAUACAUUUUAUAAUCGUAGUUUAUAAUUUCCACAAAAGCCAUCAGUAAGCUCUCUAAAUUGGUUAUUUAAUCUAAUUUUCUUUACACAUGAGUAUCUUGUUAGCAGGGAUAUUAGUAUGUUUUUCUAUUAAAUCAAUUAAGUAAUAACAGCUUUUGGGAACUCCAAUGUAAGAUCGCGGGCUCUUUGUAAUUUUAAGCGAGGUACAUUCCAGAAUUUUAGAUGCCUCCUGUUUUCUAUCGUAUUGUAUCAUCUCACUGUAGUCUAAUAUAGAUUUGAUUUGGAGAGAUAUUGUUGAUGGUGAUGAUUGAUUGGAGAAGGUUUAUGUAAUGUGGAUGUCCAUGGCAACGUGAAAUUGCCUCUUGUAACUUUAAAUGGUGAUGUAGAAACAGAAUGGGUAUGAGGUUUCAAGGGUGAUGCCAUCUGAUUUAUUAAUUUAUUUUCUCUUUGAACGGCUUUACUUCUGAACUUGUGAGUAAUAAAUACUUAAAUAGACUUAUCAGUCAUUCUCGGGCAAUGUUUUCUGUUAAAUUUUCUUAUAUGUUGUCGCAAAACUAAAAAGUAAAAAUAGCAAAUUAUUAGACACAAAUAAAAUGCAGGACUUAAUAACAUACCUAGGUAAAUACAAUCUGCAUUUCUUUUUACAAACAAUAAAUCAAACAAAGUUGACAAAGUAUUUAGUAGAUAUUUGAUAAUUUACUUUUUCUAUAAUAAAUGCUUAGCGGGUUAAAAUAUUAGGUAUGUAUGAUAACAGACAAUGAUUUUAAUGGUUAUUGUCUAAAUUGAUAAAUUAUGGUAAAUAGUAAAUGAAAUUAAUCUUUUCUGUUAUCUAUAGUAAUCUUAGUUGUUCGUUUUUUUCUAUCUAUUUGGCAUUCAAAUUUUGUGAGAAUACAGCCUGGUUUCAUGCGAACCUGCGACACCAAACCCAUUGUCCAUAAUAAUUGACCAUAUUAUCAUAUUGUGGUAACUGGAAUAUGAAUAAAGCACUCAUUGAAAUAAAUAUUACUGGUUAUUCAAGAGAUAAAUUGUAAUCUCAGAAAAUAUUGAACUUAUGAAAUUUUAGACAUCAAUUAAGGUCACACAUCAUUGUAGAAUUUACGAAAUAUGUACAAACUUAUAUCAAAAUUAUCUUUACAGAAAUACAUUGAAAUAUUUAGACUUAAACCUGCUGGAUCUCGCCGUGCAAGUGUCAACCGUCUAUUUCUCAUUGUUUUGUUAUUUGGGACGUAAACAAAUUAACUUGCUCAGAGUUUUUAUAGAUGUAACUCAGAGUUUUGUGCACUAAGGGACCACACACCACUUAUACACUUUUGAAUUCAUAUUUAUUAUGCAAAAUAACUUGAUUUAUUAAACAAGCAUCUAAUGUUUACAAUUGACGUACUGAAGUUUACUAAUCCGUGACGUAAUGACCGACGCCAUGACACUGAUCAGCAUGUUAG
Messenger RNA from Bombyx mandarina (wild silkworm), 3429 nucleotides. RefSeq names its product malonyl-CoA-acyl carrier protein transacylase beg (gene beg). NCBI's taxonomy places the organism in Eukaryota, Metazoa, Arthropoda, Insecta, Lepidoptera, Bombycidae. The record is from RefSeq and is a predicted model, not a curated record. Gene Ontology annotation, molecular function: transferase activity.